Didymella exigua CBS 183.55 is the source of this 1451-nucleotide messenger RNA. RefSeq names its product cytoskeletal adaptor protein saga. The transcript has a single exon. Gene Ontology annotation, biological process: endocytosis; actin filament organization; endosomal transport. Bases 47 to 1348 code for a protein of 433 amino acids. Lineage: Eukaryota; Fungi; Ascomycota; Dothideomycetes; Pleosporales; Didymellaceae. Gene Ontology annotation, cellular component: cytoplasm; plasma membrane. The record is from RefSeq and is a predicted model, not a curated record. Gene Ontology annotation, molecular function: calcium ion binding; protein binding.
AUUGCGGUGGAGGUGAAGUAACACGGCAGAGUUGGAUGUGCACGUCAUGCCCCACGGGCCAACCCCAUUCGAGCUCGGCCGCAGCCCUCGGCAGCUCCCACGCAACGACCGCAAGCUCCCACGACGACACCCGCCCAGCAUGCCGCCAAAUCGCAUCGAACAGGACGAAAUCGAAAAGUACUGGGAGAUCUUCAGCUCGCUCAGCAAUGGCGGGACGCACCUCGACGGCGGGCAGGCCGCGCCCGUGCUCAAGAACUCGCACCUGCGCGACGACCAGCUGGAGCGCGUGUGGGACUUGGCCGACGUGGACGGCGACGGUAAGCUCGACUUUGAGGAGUUCUGCGUCGCCAUGAGGCUCAUCUUCGACCUCAUCAACGGCCUCAGCUCCGACGUCCCGCAGGCGCUGCCCGACUGGCUCGUGCCGGAGAGCAAGGCGCAUCUCGUGCAGGCCACGCGCGCGUUGGCGGGCGGGCAGCAGUUCGAGCCCGUCGACGACGAUGAUGACGACGGCACGCCGGGCCUGCGCGACGGGUUCGACUGGUACAUGGCGCCGGCCGACAAGGCCAAGUACGAGGAGAUCUACACGGCGAACCGCGACGGGCACGGCAACAUUUCCUUCGAAGCGCUGGCGGGCCUGUUCGACUCGCUCGACGGCGUGCCGGACAGCGAUGUGCGCUUCGCAUGGAACCUGGUGAACCCCACGGCGCGCGAGACAGUGGCCAAGGACGCCGCCCUCGCGUUCCUGCACAUCCUCAACCAGCGCUCCGAGGGGUUCCGCGUGCCGCGCUCCGUGCCGCCGAGCCUGCGUGCGUCGUUCGAAAAAUCUCACAUCGACUACGACGUCAGCAAGCCGCAGAGCCGCUGGGCCACCGACGCCGCCCCCGCCGACUCGGCCACGGGCCGCAAGCAGAAAUUCGGCGACGCCUACCUGACGCGGCUGGGCGUCGGCGACCGCGCGAACAGCUACGGGGCGCGCGCCCGCGGGACCGACUUCGGCGGCCGCACCACUGAGGACUGGGAGGAGGUGCGGCUGAAGAAGCAGCUGAAGGAGCUGGAGGCCAAGAUGGCGCUUGUCGAAGCUGACGCGCAGAGCCGGCGGCACGGGCGUAGCAAGGACAGCACACCCGCCCUGGUCAAGCGCGAACUGGAGUCGCUGCUGGACUACAAGCGGACGCAGCUAAAGGAUCUGGACAACGACGAGGGCGGCGCCGUGAAGGGGCUGUCUGGGAUCAGGGACGAGAUCGACACGGUCAAGGAGCAGGUUGAGGGGCUAGAGGGCCAUUUGCAGAGGCGGCGAGACGUGCUGGAGGAUCUGAGGCGGCAGGUUGAGGACGAGAAGGCGAGGUAGCUGCAUGUGCCGACUGCAGAGCUAGCUUGCCGGUAUGUGUGCUCUUGCUAGUGUCACAUGCCCUCUUCUAUAGCAUUCAAAUCAAAUCACUCGUACAUCGCAG